CCCAUUCACUUCGCACCCUGCACCUGCGGAUGCACUGGUUUCAAUUCCCAUCGCCUCGUUUCACUUUCUUUUUCCCACAACGACAAUGUCGAGCACUCCCCCUCAAGCCUCUUCUAGCGCUUCCACUGGAAUUCAGCUCGCUCGCGAUGCAGAGCUUCUCAUUCAAGACUUCUUGCCUCCAUAUAGCGAGCAUACUGGUCCUUCCAACGGAAUUCCGCUUCCCCUUUGUAUCCCACAAACUGCCACUAAAUUCGGCUCUCCCUUCUCUCGCGGCUACAACAAUGUGCUAUCAGAGGCUGUGGACCUACCUCAGGCUGAGCUUUUGGCUUUCAUCGACGGUCUGAACCUCGCUAUGACCGCGAGUCCACCCCUUCGUGUCGUGGACACGGCGGGUAUGAUCAUUGGUCUUAUACCAUAUCACUGGACAAUAAUAGCCAGUACCGUAAUACAAACCGCCGCCCAGACGGGAAUGCACGUCCUAUCGAAAACCCUGACGGACCGGUACCUGCGUGCAGCCAAUCAGCGCUUGUUCAAACCACGAGGUCUCUCCGUUCGCUUGUGCACCACAAAUGCCAUGAUGAGACUCAUCUCCGGUGAGGGCGAGGAAGCGCCCAAAAUCUCCACGAUGAACAAAAUUGGUCGAACAGUAGGAACCGUCCUAUUAUCGCUCCCAAUUCCUUUCAGCAGCCGUAUCGUGCGCCUUAUCGCUGAUAAACCUGAGAAGAUUGCUCCUUCUGAGGGCCCGAACAAGAAUCUCGUGCUUCAACGAAGGCUUCAACUCGUCGAGGGUCUGGCGCUCCCGCUGGAGCUUGAUAACAUACCACCCCCCGAGAAACCGGAGGGGAUGAUGGACAAGAUGAAUGCAUAUGGGGUGAGGUUCGACAAGUAUAGGAAUAACAGGAAGGAAAAGAAAAAUGAGACUCGACGCAGGGAGCUGGCCCGCUUAGAAGCUGGAGGCUCUGAUCUGAGCAGGAGAGAAAGAUUGAGGCGUAUGGGGAUGGAACGCAGCAGGAGACGAAACGGUCUAAUAAGCGGGAUCCUCGGGCCGAAGGAAACUAAGCUAGAGAGGCGAGUUGCGAAUGCCGACCUUCUGGAGUACUGGAGCACUGAUAAGAUCAUCUGGGUUGUCAUAAUGAACGAAGAUAAAGACCGAGAAAUUGAAGGAAUUGAAAUCGCGGAUAGUCUUGAAGAUGAAGAACGCAUCGAUGACAGGGUGUGGAAUGAUGUUAUGGCUUUAGAGCGGGAUGAAUUAGACGAGGAGCUGUUAGUGGAGGCAGAAGAAAAGAAGUAGAAAUACAGUACAAAACAACGGCGGACUUUUGGGGGUUCAUAAAUGAGGUAUAAUAGCAUGGAAACCACAAGAAUCAUCUGAGUUGAUAUGCUACCUAUGAUGGUUUUGACCUUUCUUCGCAGAAGUGGAGUUCUGUAUUAGUCCACUUUUUGAAUUAUCACGUGGUGGCGCACCUACCAUUUCGGUAUAUACUC
This is a messenger RNA of Desarmillaria tabescens, 1485 nucleotides long. RefSeq lists its product as uncharacterized. Lineage: Eukaryota; Fungi; Basidiomycota; Agaricomycetes; Agaricales; Physalacriaceae. The record is from RefSeq and is a predicted model, not a curated record. The transcript has 3 exons. The coding region runs from base 86 to 1291 and encodes 401 amino acids.